CCCACACAGCACCUCAGACCAGCACUGCUGUGCCUUGUCCGACACACGUGUACACCCACACACGAUGGUACGGGGAACUACGGCAGUCCUGUGCACCACUCUCUCGGUGGUGAGAGCCGCCGCAGCAGCCAUUGGAGCAAAUGACGCCCCGUCUCCGCCUGUCUGGCCCGGGAGGUUCCACGCGAUGAUGUCGCAAGUCAUAAACGGCGACUAUGGCGUCGUCGACUUGUGGUACGACUAUGCCGCGGGGCGCAACCUAAACAUCAUCCAGACCCAGAGCGGCGAGGAAGACGGACCCUUGUUCGACAACGAGCGCGCCAACGGGACAACCUACUAUUACCAUCCAGCCAAGGCCAAGUCCAAGUACUGCAACGUGAUCGACUUCGGGGUGGGAAUCAUCAGACCUGAUUGGCUGGAAGGCGCCACCUACCUUGGGGAGGAGGAGUGCGGCAUCUACCAGUGCCACAAGUGGGAGCAGGGCGAGAUCCCGGAAGCUCACGCUAGGUUUCUAGGCCUGCGCACCCUCGACGAAGACGCCCCCUCCUCCAAAGCAGCCGUCGCGGACAUGGCUCAAGAAAGUUCCAGGAAUAUUCCCGGCCAAAUGCAGUCGUUCUUGUCUGCCGUUGCGGAAGGAGCGGGGGUGGUGGGGCAAGGGGUAUCACGCGAAGAAGGAAGGGUGUUGUUGAGGGGGGGUGACGCACAGUCUGGGGGUUCAAGGGGGGGGGAAGGCGACCGAUUCAUCACCUACUGGAGCGAGAAGGGCACCGACCGACCCGUGAAGUGGCUGUUCUUCAACGACGCGCUCUUCCAGGCAAGUGGUUGUCCGGUUUGAUGAAGGGGCUACCAUGCCCGACCACGCGUUCAAGAUCCCUGACUACUGCUUCGAGGAGGACUAACACGAGUGAAAAUGCACGGUAUAUGCCACAAAGCAUACUCCACAACGUAUACCUCAAGGCCCGCGAUGGCUGCAAUGAAAGGGUUUCCGGCCGCGGAUAAGGCGAUUCGGAUCUAAUGAGAGGGUCAAUAAACGGCCCCGUUCCUCUACCUCAUUUUUUAACAGGACUCGUCAAGAGGAAGAGAACACGGCGGGCGUUCUUGCAUGUACACUAAGAUUGUUGAAAAACGGAGGAAAACAAACAUGAGCUCCAACCUUUGUACACCGCAGAUUGGCGUUGGUGGGAGAACAUCCGUGUAAAAGCAUCAGGAGGAGAAGAGUGCCUGGGGUGAAUGCAGCUAAGAAAUCGGAUUUGGGCAGGGUUGAUGGAGACCUAUGCUGUGUGGGAGCAUAAAGCUCUCGUGGAGUGUACAAUCAUGGGACCAAGUCCAAUGAUAACUGCCUCUGGUGAGCACGACUGUAUGCCAUGUCCCUGACCAAGGAUUUCAUGAAUGAAGGUCGUGGGGGGGGGGCGUACUCU
Ectocarpus sp. CCAP 1310/34 is the source of this 1415-nucleotide messenger RNA. The record is from the annotation of a GenBank genome assembly. Lineage: Eukaryota; Phaeophyceae; Ectocarpales; Ectocarpaceae.